Molecule: messenger RNA, 3037 nt
Organism: Bactrocera latifrons
Lineage: Eukaryota; Metazoa; Arthropoda; Insecta; Diptera; Tephritidae
Exons: 11
Coding region: 459-2504 (681 amino acids)
Source: RefSeq, a predicted model, not a curated record
UUAAAAUGAAAAAUGCCUCCGUAGAACCUAAAAUUAAUCGGUACAAUCGUUUGAAAAUAACCUAAUUAUAUCUGGCAACACUACCGGUGAGGAGGUGCGUGCCCAAGUCACAUUUGUGAAUUGUAAUUAUUUGCGUUCACAAAAAUCUUAAAUAAUAGGAUAAAUAUUAGUUUAAAAGUAGACAGAGACUUAAAUUAAUAACUUGACUAGUUUAUGAAUUGUGAUUUACUGUUGAAAUGCGUCUAACGCAUUAACAGCAGCUGCCCAUAAGCGGCAUUGCACAGUGACUACCGGUCUAAAGGCAUCUAGACGCAUUUUUUUUGCGCCUUACUUAUUUAUUUUAUCUAAAUCAUAAAGGAAUAGCUUAUAACAAAAAAAACAAAGGAUAACGUGCCAUAGCAACAAAGUAUUUGAAAUUAAUAUCCAUUGUUGCAGCAUCUAAUACAAGACCCAAGAGAAUGACCCAUAAGCAAAAACGAAACAGACUACCGAAUUUUACACCUGCUGAAGAAAGUUUUUUACUAUCACUGGCACAUAAAUACGUUAACGUAAUUGAAAGUAAACUAACUGAUGCGCAGAUUUGGGAGGAGAAACGAAAAGCAUGGGAAAAUAUUGAUAUUGAGUUUGGUAAUAAGUUUGGUUUUAGAAGAGGAUCUAAAAAUCUACGUGAAAAAUAUGAUAAUUUGAAGCGUAAAUUAAGACGAAUGGAAAGCAAAGACAGAAGCGAUGAUGAACAAACAUUUCAAAAGUUGUUAUUUGAUGAAAAUAUUGAAAAAUUAUCAGCUAUUAUAGAAUUUUCAGCAGACUGUAGCUCAAAUGAUGUCGAAAACAAUGACUCAUUUGGGACUGACCCUGUAAUGAAUAAUAAUUUUAAUGAUACAGCGCAGAGAUGUAGUUUUGACGAUCCGAUUCAGGAUUCCGAGACUGUUGAAAAGGAAGGCGAACACAAGUGGUUGUCAUCAAAUUCAAACCACUCGGCACAGAGUAGAAAAAUCAAAUCUUCUCGAAAACCUGAUCUAAAACCAUGUUAUAAUAUAAACGAUUUGCGAUCUGUCGAGAAACAUCGCUGGGAUUGUAAAAGAAACAAAAGAGAAGCGGAAAAACACAGAUGGGAGUUCGAAAAGAACAAAUUAAUUGUAGAGAAGCACAAAUGGGAGCUAAAGGAAGCCAGACUAAAAACUAAACUUUUGCAAAUGAAGUUAAAGAAUUUUAUACCUAGAAACGAUUCAAAAAGUUGCAUCGGCGCUAUAUCUGAAGAUUGUUUUCAAAGAAAACCCGAAUCUCAUAUAAGAAUGCAAAAUGCUACUAACGCGCAAAGUGUCGAUAAAGCUCAGAACUCAAUCAACAUCGCCACAUUAUCUACAGACGUUAAAGUUGAACCUACCCUUGACAUUAUGGACGUUGGAAAUGACUGUGCCAUUAACUCCAAUGAAAACUGCGCAUCCAACAGUCGAGUCGAAAAACGAAACGGAACAACGAAAACGAACAGUGAAGAACUAGGUGAUAUGUGUAAAAGAGUCAAAACAAUGCCGUCGGUUUCAAGUAAUGAGCAACAACAGUGGGAACUGGCUUUAAAGCAUGAUAUGCCCGAAACUUCAAAUAACGACCAUAGUAGUUUUCUCGAUCCUAUCCAAUUAGUUGAGACUAAUAUUAAUUCAUAUAUUGGCGAUGAUGAUGAUGAAGAUGAUGGUUGUCAAAUUAGUGAGGAAUCUAUACCUUUAGACGCUACAACAGAUGAUAAAACAAAAGUUUCAACGCAUGAUGAUGAUUUUUUAAAACUUCUAAACAAACAUAAACUGGCGUAUUACUGGUCUAAAUUGAAGGAAAUGAAUAUUGGCUUAGAUUACUUGCAGUAUAUAGAAGAGGUAGACGUUAGAGAUAUAUGUGGCCGUGAUAUUGGUGCGCGUAUACGAUUUCGUGCAUUAUUAGAAGAUUGGCGCACGGUACAUAGUCUAUCUGAAACUAUUACAAGUCCAAUAACAGUACUCAAGGAGGCCAAAAGAGUGAUUGCUGAACUCAAAGCGAUUAUAAAGCAAGCACCGUUUGUCAAAGAUCAAAACAGUGCCGUAACUUCCAAAGAAAGUCAAUGCAGUCAGUAUACGAACUAUAAAAAAGUCUUACCUGAAACACCAUUCCACUCGGUGUUAGAUUUUAAAGUGUUUGAAGAAUUGAUUAAAAACUCGGAAGAAGCAUAUCAAAAUUUGAUAACUGAAUUAACCGCACAACACAUAUACAAUUCUGUUAAUUUUCUGAAAGCCUCAUGGCGUCGCAUAAUGAGCGAUCACGUUGCGCAGCAUUUUUGCUGGACAGGCACAUUAGAAAAGCCAGCUAUACGCACAUUGAGCGUGACUAAGGCAUUGAAAGAGGCUUAUCAGCGUAAAUUUAAUUUUUGCACUAACGACGAUUUCCAACGCACAAUUCAACCAUUUUUCCUCCAUGCAAAAACGCGUUUGCAGAAAAAACAAAACUAUGAGAAAUUAAAAUCGACCAACAUAACAUUGUAAUGUUACAUGUAUCCAAGUAUGUACUUAGCAUGUAAGUUUAAGUUGGUGCUAAGAUAGGGAUUGAUUUUUGCGACGAGAAAAUUACGUUAAACGUAAAAUUUCGUUAGAACUCAAGAAAUUUCGGUUUUUAAUUAUUAUUAUUUUUAAGAUAUGUAUAUUAAGCGCGUAAAAAAUCUAAACUAAGAAAUUUAAUUGAAUUUACAUACAUACAUCAACCAAACGAAGUAUGCGAAUUUCAGUGGCGUUGAAAAUAUUUGAAAUUUGUGCUUUGAACCAGUGCGACCAGACUGGUUAAAACUCAAGAACGGCGGGGCCGAUUGAGCUGAUUUUGGUUUUAAAAUGUUUGUCGUAGUCCAGGGUAGGUCUAAACGGUGAGCAAAUAAGGAAAAAUUGCGAGUAAGAUAGAGUAAGACGACAAUUCCAUUUUCCCAUAUAAAAGUUCACCACUUACUUUCUGUCAAACAUUUGACGGUAUUUGUACUCUCAGUUCCAAUCGAAUUGAAGAACGCAUUAAAACAAGACUUUUGAAUCGA